AUGGCUUUGUUUUGCAGCACGGUGUUUGCCAAAAGACUGAUUAUCAUUACACCGUCUGGGGUGGGAAUCGACUUGUCCUCUACCCAGUACCUCAGGCUAACUGUAGCUCAGGUAUUUGACGACACAGCCUCGGGCCUCUGUGGGAACGGAGACAAGUACGAUGAUAUGCGGACCAGGAGUGUGUGUGUGGACCCCGGCUCCAAUUCAUGCUCUGCCCUGCUCCAGCCUGGCUCUUCACCAGCUGUCUGUUUUGAGGGCUGUCAGUGCAGCGAGGGAAAUGUGUUUGAUGGCAACAAAUGUGUACCAUACAGUUGGUGUGGGUGUGUCCACCAAGAUGUAUAUCAAGGGGGUGUCACAGUGAUCUUGAGGAGAGACACCGGGAUGGAGUCUAAGCUGGAGAUGGGGAUUGGUGUUACCAUGGUGACAGCCAAUGUCCCUCUCGGGCAAAUUUGUAUGGUCUCUGUGGAAACCUUAAUGACCUCCAAUAGCACAGUUCAGUCGAGUUAUGGGUUCUCCAUGACUUUCCUCUCUGUCACAUCACUGGAUGAUAACUGACUGUUCUAUUGUCCUGACUAAUGUGUUUGGUUG
Limanda limanda (common dab) is the source of this 588-nucleotide messenger RNA. Its product is annotated as IgGFc-binding protein-like. The transcript is spliced from 4 exons. Lineage: Eukaryota; Metazoa; Chordata; Actinopteri; Pleuronectiformes; Pleuronectidae. Bases 1 to 555 code for a protein of 184 amino acids. The record is from RefSeq and is a predicted model, not a curated record.